Molecule: messenger RNA, 1341 nt
Organism: Amorphotheca resinae ATCC 22711
Lineage: Eukaryota; Fungi; Ascomycota; Leotiomycetes; Helotiales; Amorphothecaceae
Exons: 2
Coding region: 1-1341 (446 amino acids)
Biological process (GO): ergosterol biosynthetic process; isopentenyl diphosphate biosynthetic process, mevalonate pathway
Cellular component (GO): peroxisome
Molecular function (GO): phosphomevalonate kinase activity; ATP binding
Source: RefSeq, a predicted model, not a curated record
AUGGCUACUGCUGUCUCCGCCCCAGGCAAGGUGCUCCUGGCCGGCGGGUAUCUGGUCCUGGACCGCGCCCACACGGGGCUCGUCUUCGGCCUGAGCGCGCGCAUCCACGUCGUCGUGCGCGACAUCGACACCAGCGCGGGCGUCGAGCUCUCGGAGAUGGUCGUGCAGAGCCCGCAGUUCCGCCAUGCCUCGUGGAUCUACGGCUACCGCCUGACCGAGGAGCUGGGCGGCGUGCACGUCACCCAAUUGCAACGUGCCCCGCCCGCCGAGCAUUCACGAAACCCCUUUGUAGAGACCGCCUUGGCCUACGCCCUGACCUACAUCUCGUCCGUCCUGCCCUCCACCACCAUCAAGCCCGCAUCCAUCACCAUCCUCGCCGACAACGACUACUAUUCCCAGCCCGCGAGCACCACCACUACUACCAGUUCCCAAUUCACAGACUUCGGCGUCCGUCUCCAGGAUGCCCACAAGACCGGCCUGGGCUCCUCGGCCGCCCUCGUGACCGCCUUCACCGGCGCCAUCUUGAGCCACUACCUCCCCGCGUCCCACUUCUCCCUCGCGUCCGCCCAAGGCCGCGCGAGGCUCCAUAACCUCGCCCAGGCCGCCCACUGCGCGGCCCAGGGCAAGGUCGGCUCUGGCUUCGACGUCGCCGCCGCCGUGUACGGGACCUGCGUCUACCGGCGCUUCUCGCCAUCGCUGCUCUCGCAGGUCGGCGAGCCCGGGACGCCGGGGUUCGCGACGCGGGUGCACGCGCUCGUGGACGACGAUGGCGACGCGGCGCAGAGGUGGGACGCCGAGGUGUCGAAGGGCGGGGUGACGAUCCCCGCGGGCAUGGCGCUCGUCAUGUGCGAUGUGGAUUGCGGGUCGCAGACGGUAGGCAUGGUGAAGGAUGUGCUGGCGUGGCGGAAGCAGGACGCGGCGGGGUCCAAAGCGCUGUGGGAUGAGCUGCAGGCGUGCAAUGAUGCGCUGGCGGCGACGCUGUCCGCGGGGACGGUCGAUCUGGAGCGUCUGGGAGCGGCGUUUGAGGCGAUCCGCGCCCGCAUCAGGGAGAUGGGGAAGCGCUCCGGGGUGCCGAUUGAGCCGCUGGAGCAGACCGAGUUGUUGGAUGCGUUGACGCAGGGCGUCAAAGGUGUGGCUGGGGGAGUGGUCCCCGGGGCCGGCGGCUAUGAUGCGAUCGUCCUCCUGAUCAAGGAUGAUGAGGAGACAUUGGCUGAGAUUGAAACAUUCCUCAUCAAGUGGUGUGCGGAGAAGAAGAGCAAUGUCAAGUUACUCGGCGCGAAAGGGGAGUUGGAGGGAGCGAGGGAAGAGGACGGUGCUAGAUACAGCGGGUUGUUCGAAUGA